AUGCAGCUUUUCAAUGUGCUCCAAAUAUCACCGGGGUGUGAUUCGCCUGGCCUAAGCGAUCGGGACAGAUUCCCUUACUUUACCCGCAUGAGCCCAUCGGAUCGAUACAAGGUCAUUGCCAUCUACGAAGUCAUGAGAAUGCUGAACUUCCAGCGGGUGAGUGCCGAAUUGCUGCAACGGGAUUUGGAGAACGGCACGUACCCCUGGACGCUUCUCGUUGAUGCAACGGUCACCAACAUGGACGAGGGAAGGAAGCUCGUGAAGGACCUCAAGAAGUAUGACUCUCGCAUCAACAUGUUUGCAAUGCCGGAGUUCACGGGCAUGCCGUUGCUUUGCGAGUUCUUCCUGGCAGGCAUGCUUCCCCCGGAGUACGUUUGGUUCAUUGCCGCUUUCGACAAUUGGGUGCCAAAUAUCACCGCAUCCUUUGCUGGCACCGAUGGCUGCAAUUGCACGGCCGAGCAGUUGCACCAGGUGUCCUAUGGCCUCAUUGUCAGUGGGCGAGGACCCAUUCAGGAAGACAUUGCCACCCAAUACUUUGCGGAAUGCCAGGCGUUCGGUGCCGGACAGGGGGCAUGUAAUGCCUUGUGGUCUGGCUACUUCUAUGAUGGCUUGUGGCAUUUUGCCACGCUUCUGCAUACGUACUUGGUUGUGCAGAACCAUUCCAUUGCAGACUUAGGAACCCCAUCAUCACGUCAAGCGCUCUACGAGCUGUCCCUACGUCAAGACUACAUGGGUUUGACAGGACCCGUUCGGCAGUUCAACAGCAUAGAGCCUACCACAAACCCUCCGUCGUAUGGAGACCGAGAUGGGCUCAUGCUUCUUCGCCAGAUGGCCGGUGACAUCGGCAACGAAUUUGUUGACGUGGCACUCCGCACGAGUGCGAACAUCAACUUCCUCACCGAUCUGCGUUGGAGUCCGCUGGACAGCACCAAGAGAGUACCUUGCAGUGUGGGAGGGUCUUGUGACAUUGCGGCAGCUUGGAUUCCAAGCGACAGGAUAGACCAAUGUCCACCAGGGACUGUUUUCUCUGUGGCGCUAGGCUGCGUCGCAUGCCUCCCCGGCAAAUAUGCCAACUCCAAUAUGACGGAAUGUGAGUCAUGCGGCAGUGGGACGUUUGCGAAUGAGACAGGGCAGGGGACGUGCACCCCGUGUCCUCCAGGAACUUUCAGCAAUGCACUCGGCGCAGAACAGUGUGAGCUUUGCGGCCAGGGCUUUUAUGCAAACACUUCGUCCUCGACAUCAUGCACGAAAUGUGAUCUUAACACGUAUGCAUCCGACAAGGGCCUGGAGUCAUGCAAGGGCUUGGAGUGCGACGGCAGUGACGCAGCCUCGCUCAAGUAUGGAUUCUUCGCUGAUCCUGAUGACCCCUUCAACGUCUUUGCGUGCAUUCCUUUCGAGCAUUGCCCCGGCGGAAAACCCGGGACUUGUGCCGGAGGACGCUUGGGAACGGCAUGCUCCGAAUGUCCGUUGGGGCAGUCCUGGCAGACAGACACCUGUGCGGACUGUACCCCGUUCAGCUUAGUGGGCUGGAUAGUGGCCGGCAUGGUCGCCAUGUGCGGCAUUCCGAUGGCAUACUACUUCAUGAACACGAAGCAGACCUCGAAGGCCACCACGAUGCUGGCAACGUCUUGUGGGGUUGGCAUGACCAUCAACAUGUUGCAAAGCAUCGGCAUCGUCGGCUUCAUAUCAUUCUCAUGGCCACCGGCCUUGCAGUGGCUAUUUGGCUUGAUGAGCAUCUUCACCUUGGAUCUGCAAGCCAUCGGCUUCGACUGCGUUUCCUCCAACCCAGUCUUGGGCUACGUGUCAAUCGUCAGUGCUUUGCCAGCCGCAUUGACUUGGCUUCUACUCUUCAGCCUUCUCAGCAAAGUAUUUCUUCCGGCCAAAUACAAAGUACAGUCGGCUCCGAUGCUGAGCACCAUGGGCCAGUUCUUCCAAGUCAGCUUCACAAUCUACAGCAAGAUCGCGCUGUCGCCGAUGAUGUGCUUUUCGCACCCGAACGGAAAGACCGGCCUACUUGAGAACAAUGCCAUCUUUUGUUGGGAGAGCCCGGAGCACACGAGGAUGUUCAUUGCCGGACUUUGUACCAUCGCCUUGCUGGCAAGCUUCUACUCGACAGCGAUUUGGUGCACUGUCAGCGCGCCCCGGAUGGCAGCAUCUGGCAGCGCAUGGUUCAUGGCAGCUACGAAGUUCCUUCUCUUCCGCUUCCGCACGGACUCGUGGUGGUACGGUACGUUCUUGCUCCCGCGUGGCCUCGCCCUCUCAAUGUCAAUCGUCGUGGCCGCUGACAACCCGUACAUACAGAUGAUUCUUAUCAUCUCCGUCAUCCUGACAUACAUGUUGGUGCAGCUGAUCACCUGGCCCUGGAAGCUCCCGGCCCUCAACGCCUUCGACGCCAUCGUGUCAUCGGCGAUGCUCAUGAUGAUGGCCAUCCUAGGGGCUUUCGCGCCUCCCCUGGACGACUUCCUGAAGGGCCAGCUCACAGACUUCGUCAUCGGAAUUGUCAUGUUCUUGAAUUGUGUGGUCGUGGUGAUGCUUUGCGUCGCCGCCUUCGGCCUUGUGAGAUUGAAUACGAUGGGCGGCUCACAGGAAAAUUGGCUCUUGGCGCUGGGCGCGAUCCCGGGACCCAACCUUCUCAGCCAAAAGCUGAUGGUGCUGUCCCACAAGCUACAGGAUUUGUGGUUUAGGGUUUAG
This is a messenger RNA of Symbiodinium natans, 2691 nucleotides long. Lineage: Eukaryota; Dinophyceae; Suessiales; Symbiodiniaceae. The record is from the annotation of a GenBank genome assembly.